Molecule: messenger RNA, 1192 nt
Organism: Sodiomyces alkalinus F11
Lineage: Eukaryota; Fungi; Ascomycota; Sordariomycetes; Glomerellales; Plectosphaerellaceae
Product: DUF1774-domain-containing protein
Exons: 4
Coding region: 274-1143 (289 amino acids)
Source: RefSeq, a predicted model, not a curated record
GGUAAGGAUGACUGGGAUGACUGGGGAUGACUGGGGAUGACCAGACAAUAAAAGCCUUUUCGUUUACAUUCAAACCAAAGCAUUCCUCCCUCCUCAUUACCCUUUUCCCGUCUUGGUUCUCCCCCGCUCCCGCGAGUUUAUGGAUUCAGAGUAAUACCGUGUGAUAUAUACUCACCUUCACUGCGUCGUGUUUCCCAUCGAAUCUCGACCGCAAGAACUACAACACGCCCUCUGCGAAUCUGCUGAUAGCUGAACGCUAUUCCCUCCAUCAUCAUGGAUCGAGUCCACGCUUGGAACCCCUUCGUCCGAAGGGAGGCUCAUAGCACCGUCUCCAUCAACACAUACAGGAUCCUCACCAUUGCUUCCUGGUUGCUCGCUCUCAUCGUUUCUGUCUACUACGUUCUCCACGCUCCUCACGAUGGCUUCACAAUUCGCAAAAGCAUCUGGGAUCAGAAUUAUCUUCACCGCACCGCCUUUACUCUGAAUUCUACCAUCGUCGAUGUUUAUUGGAUCGUGCUUUUUAUCCUGCAGGUCGGCUAUGUCGGUCACCUCUUCUCCAAGAACGCAGACCACGUCAACGCCGCCGCCAGCCUUGGUAGCCACUUCAUCCUCAACAACUUGUUCCACUUCGCCUUCGUCAUGCUCUUCGUCCGCUCCCACUUCAUCUGGGCCGAGCUCAUCCUCGUCCUCAACUUCCUCAACCUCAGCUCUCUCUACUUCCGCCACAACACCUAUCCACGCUUCAUCCACCUUCCCGUCGUCUCCGGGCCUCUCGCCUGGACCUUUGUGGCUAUCUAUUGGAAUGGCGCCAUGAUGGUGCCCCACCCUCACUCCCUCGUCGCCCGUAUCUUCGGCAACAUUUUCAUCUGGUCGCUCCUUGCCUACGGUGGCUUCUUCAUCGUGGUCUACAAGGAUUAUACAAUGGGUUUCUCCCUCAGCGUGCUCGCCGCAGCUAUUGGUGUCGGGCAGUUCUUCGACAAGCUCGUCGCCUUCCAAUGGAUCUUCGCCUUCACCAUCAUGGCGGUUCUUUUUGUCUCUACAGCCGCCAUUGCUGUCCCGGCCUGGACCGGCAGGGAGUACAGCUGGUCGAGCCGUACCCGGACUUCGGACCAGGAGCGCGCCCCUCUCCUCGCCGACAACUGAGAGAGGAGCCUGGCUCAUUAUUCAACCGGCAUGCUGGGUCGCCCCUGCG